AUGACAAUCAACGGAAAAUACUCUGUGAUGGAGAAAUUUGGAUUUCAUAAAGUAUCAAAUCAUCCAACUUCACCAACACAACCAAGAAUAAAUCAUAAUAUAGCUAUACCACAACCUCAUUUAUCACAAACGCCACCAAAAUAUACUGAAUCUAUUAAAAAAGUUUUAUUAGUAAGUAAUGCCCCAGGUAACGAUGUUGUUUUAUCAAAUAGAGUUGCAGUAAAUCCUGGAGAUUUUCAACAUAUACCAGAUAGAGCACCAAUUAUAUUAGAUGGAGUAUUUGUUUAUGCAAUUGCAAAAGAUGAUAGAGUUAAACCUGGUUAUAUUGGAUUAUCUGGAAACAUAAGAACUUGGGGUAAAUACUCCUUUGAUCAAAAAGUUCAUAUUGAAAACUAUGAUAUUUUCCAAAGUGGUCAACAACAACAAUAUUUAGGAGCUAUAGAUUUAUCAAUUGAUUUUGUAAAAGCAAAAUCAAAUAAUGCAAAUUUAAAUCAUGAUGAUUUAGUAAAUAUUUUCCAUCAAAAAUAUGAUAACCAAAUUUUACAACCUACUCAAGUUAUUUAUAUGGAUUAUAAUGGGAUAUAUUAUUCUAUAAAAAUUGAACAAGUACAAGUUAUUGAUGUGAAUACAAAAGAUAAUUUACCAAGUUUCAAAGAUUCAAGUGAUAUAAGUACAAAGGGGAUUUUCAUAAAAUCAACAGAUAUAGUUUUUUACCCAUAUGAAGGAUCUAAGAUUCAAAUUUCUAAAAGCAAAAGUUUAAAAUCAAGAAUAUUUGGAGGUAAUGGUGCAGUAGAGCAUAGAUCACGUUCAAGGAAACAAAUCAUAAAUCCAGAUUUCAAAUUAGAAGAUUUAGGAAUUGGUGGUUUGGAUAGUGAAUUUCAAGAUAUUUUCAGAAGAGCUUUUAAUUCAAGAAUAUUACCACCUGAUAUAGCUGAAUUAUUAGAUUAUAAACAUUGUAAAGGGUUAUUAUUAUAUGGACCGCCAGGCACGGGUAAGACAUUAAUUGCUCGUAAAUUAUCCAAGAUGUUAAAUGGUAAAGAACCAAAAAUUGUUAAUGGACCAGAAAUGUUGAGUAAAUAUGUUGGUGCUUCUGAAGAAAAUAUUCGUAAUUUAUUUAAAGAUGCAGAGGCAGAAUAUAAAUUAAAAGGUGAGGAUUCAGAUUUACAUGUUAUUAUAUUUGAUGAAUUAGAUUCAGUUUUCAAACAAAGAGGGUCGGGAAAAAGUGAUGGUACUGGGGUUGGUGAUAAUGUAGUUAAUCAAUUAUUAUCCAAGAUGGACGGUGUUGAUCAAUUAAAUAAUAUUUUAAUUAUUGGUAUGACUAAUAGAUUAGAUUUAAUUGAUACUGCACUAUUAAGACCUGGUAGAUUUGAAAUCCAAAUUGAAAUUGCUUUACCUGAUGAAAAAGGUAGAAAAGAUAUAUUUUUAAUUCAUACUAAAAAACUUAAAGAAAAUAAAUUAUUAACUUCAGAUGUUAAUUUUGAUGAAUUAAGUUCAUUAACUAAAAAUUUUACAGGUGCAGAAAUUGAAGGUUUAUGUAAUUCAGCAAAAUCAUAUGCUAUAUCACGUCAUACCAAAAAGGGAUCAUUAGCACAAAUAGAUGCAGAAUCUAUUGCAAAUAUGCAAAUUACAAGAAAUGAUUUUUUAUUAGCUUUAAAUGAUAUAAGACCAGCUUUUGGUACUGAUGAAGAAGAUUUAUCAAGACAAGCAAAACAUGGAAUAAUUCAAUUUAAUCAAACUAUAAGACAUAUUUUUGAAAAAGGUCAAUCUAUAAUCGAUGUUGUUAAAUCAAGUGAGACUGAAAAUUUAAGAAGCGUGUUGUUAUAUGGACCUCCAGGAGUUGGAAAAACUGCUAUAGCUACUACAUUAGCAUUAAAUAGUGAUUUCCCAUUUGUAAAAAUGUUAUCAGCUGAAACUUUAGUUGGUAUGGGAGAACAACGUAAAAUCCAAGAAAUUGAUAAUAUUUUCAGAGAUGUUCAUAAAUCCCCACUUAAUGUAUUGGUUAUAGAUAAGAUUGAAAAUAUUAUAAAUUAUAAUCCUAUUGGUCCUCGUUUUUCAAAUGAUGUUUUACAAGUAUUGAUGGUUUAUUUAACUAAACAACCACCAAAAGGUAGAAAAUUAUUAAUUAUUGGUACUACUUCACAAUAUUCGGUUUUAAAACAUAUGAAUCUUAUAGAUAGUUUUAAUGAUGUUAUUGCAGUCCCACCAGUUAAAACAAUUGAAGAAAUAAGUAAAGUUUUGGAAAAAUUAGGAUUUAUGACACCUCAAGAUAGAUCGAAUAUUUUGGAACAAUUAUCUGGAUAUGAAAUUAAUAUUGGAGUUAAAAAUUUAAUUGAUGUAUUGAUGGUUAGUAAAUAUUCUAGAGAUAGUGUUGAUGAAGUUGUUGAAAAUAUUGUUGAAAAAUUGAAUUCUUAG
Lodderomyces jiufengensis is the source of this 2412-nucleotide messenger RNA. It is a transcript of the gene SEC18, whose product is annotated as AAA family ATPase. NCBI's taxonomy places the organism in Eukaryota, Fungi, Ascomycota, Pichiomycetes, Serinales, Debaryomycetaceae. The transcript has 2 exons. Gene Ontology annotation, biological process: intra-Golgi vesicle-mediated transport; Golgi to plasma membrane protein transport; SNARE complex disassembly. Bases 1 to 2412 code for a protein of 803 amino acids. The record is from RefSeq and is a predicted model, not a curated record. Gene Ontology annotation, cellular component: Golgi stack. Gene Ontology annotation, molecular function: ATP binding; ATP hydrolysis activity.